This is a messenger RNA of Acomys russatus (golden spiny mouse), 883 nucleotides long. It is a transcript of the gene Fam3b, whose product is annotated as FAM3 metabolism regulating signaling molecule B. Bases 69 to 776 code for a protein of 235 amino acids. Lineage: Eukaryota; Metazoa; Chordata; Mammalia; Rodentia; Muridae. The record is from RefSeq and is a predicted model, not a curated record. The transcript has 8 exons.
GGCCAGCCUCCACAGGCCCCUGGGAAUUGCAGGCAAGAGCUGGGUAGGAGGAGAGCAGUUCCUGGAAGAUGCGGCCAGUUGCUGCAGGCACUUUCAAGGCACUAGUGUUUAUUUUCUCCUCCCUGUGCGCCUGGUAUUCUGGGUACCUGCUUGCGGAGCUCAUUCCUGACGUGCCCCUCUCCAGCACUCUCUACAGCAUCCGGAGCAUAGGAGAGAGACCUGUCCUCAAAGCCCCUGCCCCCAAAAGGCAAAAAUGUGACCACUGGGCCCCAUGUCCUCCGGACACCUAUGCCUACCGGCUGCUCAGUGGUGGUGGCCGAGACAAAUAUGCCAAGAUCUGCUUUGAGGACGAGCUGUUAUUAGGAGAGAAGAUUGGGAAUGUGGCAAGAGGGAUAAACAUUGCUAUCGUUAACUAUGAGACUGGAAAGGUGACAGCAACAAAGUACUUCGAUAUGUAUGAAGGCGAUAACUCUGGGCCAAUGGCCAAGUUCAUUCAGGACACCCCCAAGAAAUCCCUGCUGUUCAUGGUGACCCAUGAUGACGGGAGCUCCAGACUGCAGGCCCAAGCGAAGGAUGCCAUAGAAGCCCUUGGAAGCAAAGAAGUUAAGAACAUGAAGUUCAGGUCAAGCUGGGUAUUUGUUGCAGCAAAGGGCUUUGAGCUUCCUUCAGACAUCGAGAGAGAAAAAAUCAACCACUCGGAUCAGUCCAAGAACAGAUACUCGGGCUGGCCAGCAGAGAUCCAGAUCGAAGGAUGCAUACCCAAAGGACUGAGAUAGCCAUGCCUGGGCCUCAAUAAACGUGUUUUGUACAGAUACACACAGCUGGGCUAUCCCAAAGUCGGCUCCCUUGACGUCCAGCUGUGAGGCAAAAUGUUGAUGUGGAU